Messenger RNA from Drosophila eugracilis, 3857 nucleotides. It is a transcript of the gene ACXD, whose product is annotated as adenylyl cyclase X E. Lineage: Eukaryota; Metazoa; Arthropoda; Insecta; Diptera; Drosophilidae. The record is from RefSeq and is a predicted model, not a curated record. Bases 320 to 3808 code for a protein of 1162 amino acids. Gene Ontology annotation, molecular function: adenylate cyclase activity. Gene Ontology annotation, biological process: intracellular signal transduction; cAMP biosynthetic process; adenylate cyclase-activating G protein-coupled receptor signaling pathway. The transcript has 12 exons.
AAUUAUUAUCGUAUUUAUUACUCAACGAAAGUGAAGUGCGAAAUCGGUCGCCUCAAGUGCCGGGCCAUACGUGCAAAGCCCGUAAAUAAAUUACACAGCCAUAUAGCCGUGAUCCUUCCCUUUACCCUUACCCACCGCCGCAGCUGAUAAUGCAAACGGAGUCCGCCUGAUCGAUUUCGUUUUGGAGUGCGAAUGUGAGUGCGAGUGCGGGUGAUACGAAGCGAUUUUUAGCAGCCUCUGAUUGUGGACAGUUGCCACCGAAAAUGGUCCGGCUGCAGUUACUCUGAUUUAAUCCAAUCCGAUCCGAUCCGGCGCCAUCAUGGACUCUUAUUUCGACUCGGCCAUAGAGUACAACCGCACAAAUCCCAUCAGUUUGGCCAGGACCAGCGAGCAGGCCCAAACCGUGCAGAACGAGAAGAACUGGGAAUGGUCCUACCUCGUGAGAAAAUGUCGCAACCUGGAACUGGAGGAGUCAUACGACCUGUAUAUGCGUCGCCUGCGCGUCGGUUACCUGUCACUAUUCAUCUUUAUCCAUGUGGCAGUGACGGUAAUCCAUACUCUCCUCCUACUGACUACGCCGGAGAUCAAGUACGUGUACGUGGACAUGGUGGCCUACAUGUGCUCGGGUUUGGUUAUUUGGAUAGUCCUCUCCGUGAACUUCCGGAGCGAGCUGGUAAGCAAGCAUGGCUGGGUUGUGUAUGCCACAUCUUGGCUAGCGGUCUGCGUGAUGGUCCUGAUGGACAUAGGGCUUAAUGUCUACCAUGCCACCAGUCACAAUGACAUUCUAAAUCCGAUCUACGAUGCCUAUACCCUGUACGCCAUAUACAUGUUCAUGCCAGUGCCGUAUCUGCUGCAACCGUUUGUCCUGGGAUCGGCAGUCACCUUUUGCUAUAUAAUAAACUACAGCUUUGUGAUCACCGCCAAGGACGACAACCAAAUGCACAGCAUCCUGAAUGAGGCUAUCUAUCUGAGUUGUGUCAACCUCUUGGGAAUUUUCUUUCGCCUGAUGCGGGAUAUAGCGCUACGCACAACUUUCCUGGACCGACGGCAAUAUGUGGAGGAGAAUCUCCUUUUGCGUUAUGCCAGAGAUCAGGAGCGAAGCCUUUUACUAAGCAUAUUGCCUGCCCAGAUUGCAGAUCGAUUGCAGGAGGAUGUGAAGAACCGCAUUGAGAGAUCUAAGCAGCAGCAUCAGCAGCAAUCGCAGGUCGAUCUGCGUAGGAGUGCGGAUAGCCAGACACUCAAGCGGUGGCGACAACCGGAUCAUGGCACCCUAUUCAUUGAGCCUCAUGAUGACGUCACUGUUCUCUACGCAGAUGUGGUCAACUACACCCACUUGACCACAACUUUGGAUGUCAAGAAACUAGUAGAGGCUCUACACGAUCUCUUCGUGCGAUUCGACAUCGCCAGCGAGGAGUACAAUGUGCUGAGAAUCAAGUUCCUGGGGGACUGCUACUACUGUGUGGCUGGACUGGCCAAUCCCAAUGUUGACCACGCUAAGUGCUGCGUGGAUCUGGGACUGCGGAUGAUCAAGGACAUACGAGAUGUCCGGGAGAAGCGACAUCUGAAUAUCGACAUGCGAAUCGGGGUCCAUUCCGGAGAUGUCUUGUCCGGUGUAAUUGGAGCAGCCAAGUGGCAGUUCGACAUCUGGUCUAAGGACGUGGACAUUGCUAAUAGACUGGAGGCCACAGGAGCCACAGGACGAGUGCAUGUAAGCCAAAAGACGCUCUCCCUGCUGGAUGGUGAGUAUUUCUAUGAAGACGGCACCGAAAAGGCUCGAGAGGAUCCAGUGUUGCAGAAGCAUGGUAUUCGCACCUUCCUGAUCAAGUCGCUGCGCGCCCCAAUGCACGACCCGCGUCGCAGGAUGAGGGAACGGCAGGCCAAGAAGCUAAGCGAGGCCAGUAAGGCCAACUUCAUGCACAACUCCACGCUCCACCAGUACAACCAGGUGCGCAACCAGGCUAAGCUGGAGAUGUGUCGCGAACUGGACAAGAUGCCCAUCGGGAGGAUACAACUCACCAAGGUAUUCCGACGAAGCACUCGCCUCACCCAGGAUGAAAUCGAAGAGGAGACUUUCCGCCGUAACAUUAGCUCCUGCUGCCUGUUCUUCCGUAUCCGAAAUUGGGAGUUUCAGUACAUGCAGGAGCCAGAUGUGAUGCUCAAGUACAGCAUUGCUCUGUCCUGGGCUAUCUACAUGGGUCUGCUGACCAUCCAGCUGUUGAGCAAGGAUGCCCGCUAUCACUACUGGUAUAUAGAUGGCACCACGAUAAUCCUGCUCACCAUGCUGCUAGUCGUGUCCUGGUACAAAAAACUCUGGAUCAUGUACAUGUCUGAUGCGGAUGUGUCAUCUCCAAACGGCAAGCUCAGUGGGUUCCUUUUCCGCAUGUCGGAUGAGAUGCAGCGCAACGUGGUCAUCCGGAUAGUGAUGUACUUCCUCAUCAUUUUCUCGUACUGUGCAGUGGCCAUAAUGCAAGUGAUAGGAUGCAGUAGCGACGAGGAUUACCCGGACUUGGAACCGAGUUACGACGAGCGAGUGCAGUGCUUUCAUCCUUGGAUACUCACUAACUGCAUGACCCUAGUCAUAGGCAUGUCGUUUCUCUUCACGCGAAUACCCUUUAUCAUCAAGUCCUGUUUCACUACGUUGAUAGUGAUUGGCUAUUCGGUCCUGGUGGUCUUCGAAUUCAACUACAUCUAUGCCAACAGCCCCUCGACCAAUGUUAACUUCAAUGCCAAGUACUCGCACAUCCUGCUGAUGAUCAUCACAUUUGGCAUUUUCCACCUGAUGGAGCGCCAAACGGAGUUCAUUGCCAAAGUGGAUUACAACUGGAAACGGCAGCUUCUUAAAAAGCAGGAGGAUGCACUGAUUACCAACGACACCAUCAAAGUCCUUCUUACCAAUAUUUUGCCCACUCAUGUUGCCGACUUUUAUCUGUCCAACCAACUGCAGAAUGAGCUCUACUACGAGGAGUACGACAAUGUGGCCGUAAUGUUUGCCUCGAUCAAAAACUUCGACACUGACAAGAUCGGUUUGCGGGUGCUGAACGAGAUUAUCUGUGACUUUGACGAUGUGCUGAACAAGUACUCGCAGAGCUUGCGCGUGGAGAAGAUCAAGGUCGCCAACUGGACGUACAUGGCGGCCUGCGGACUGGACGUUUCUCGAUCCGAGCAGGUGAAUGCACCCCAAAUGAAAUUUCGCAACGUGUCUUUGAUGCCAAACGGACGUAGGAGUCGCUACGACGGAGCCCGCACCUCCAAUACAGACGGAGUGCAACGGGUGCCGUACGGUAACGGCAGCAACAUAGCCCUGGAUCUCGACUUGGAGCGGGGUCAGUACGAGGGAAAUGUGAUCACCAGUCCACCACGGAUCAGCACCUACCAAAACGUCGACAGCAGCAACGAGGUGGUGCGGGUGAUGGCAGAAUUCGCCCUGGACCUCAUGCGGACCAUGCGUCGUUUUAAUACGGAGAACAUGCAAACGGAGUACGAGGGCAGCACCGAUUACGGUAUGUUAAGGAUAGGAAUUUCGCAUGGCAGGGCCAUGGCCGGAGUGGUGGGCAUCUCGAAGCCCCACUAUGACAUCUGGGGCAAUCCCGUCAACAUGGCAUCGCGCAUGGACUCCACCGGAGUGCCAGGGCAGAUCCAGGUCACCGAGAACACGGCCCUAAAGCUACGCGAAUUCAACAUCCAGUGUAACUACCGGGGGAUGACCUUCGUCAAGGGGCGUGGCAACAUACCCACCUACAUCAUUGGCACCGACAGCGAAUACCAGUUCCUGCCGCAUCGCCCACCCGCGGAAACCAAAGAAGACUAGCUGAAUUUACCAGAGAUUAGAACUAAGGCACCUGUGUAUAUAAAUACCA